UUGUUUCCCUAAUAUUGGUUCAUUAUGAUAGUCAGUGGCUUGGUACUGCUGGCAGUUCUUGCAGGACUAGCACAGAGCAAAGAGCCACAGGAAGGAGAUCCUUGUGUGACUGAUAUUCUCUGUGCAAAGGUGGAGAUUGUUGAUGAGAAGAGAAACAUUUGUACCUCAUGCUCAGGACCAAAUGUAUGCAAGUUUACAAGGAUAAUCAAGAAAUCUUACGAGAUCGGUAGCUAUGAGAAAAAGUGCAACACUUAUCUUUGGUAUCCAGGAGAACUGUGCAGCUUAGAGUGUGUGUCAACAGAGUCCUGUAAUGCGACGAGCUACACCCAGUCUAUAGACUAUGAGUGUUGUCCUGGGUUUGAAAUCAGUCGUCCAACAAACAGCUACCACUUGUUUGUCUAUCACUAUCUCUCUGGGUAUUACUUAACCUAUUAUGGAUGUCCCAUGGAACUCAAUGACUCAGUUGUUGCCUGUCUUGAAGAGCUUGGUCUAUCUGAGAUGAUCGCUUUGCUUAAGAAAGCAGAUCUACUUGACACUUUCUCCAACAGUACUUCAGAAUUCACAGUCUUUGCUCCUGCAAAUAGAGCCAUAAUGAAUUCUGAUCUGUCAAAAUUAAAUGGGACUGAGUUAGAGACAGCUCUAUUAGCCCAUGUCCUGAAAGGGGUACUCAAAUCAAGAAAUUUUAUAGCUAAAAGCAGUCUAGAGAGCUUGGCAAGAGGGCACUAUAUCCACAUUCAUAAUACAUGGAGUUGGAUAACUCAGAGAAACACUUAUAUCAACGGUCGACAGUUAAUUGAGCCUGAUUCAUGUCAAGCAAUGAAUGGGAUCAUUCACAGGAUCGAAAAUGUCAUUAAGAGCACUGAUGACUCAAUAGUAACCGUAAUAGAAGAUACAACCACAUUCUCCAUGAUUUCUCAACUCCUGGACAAGGCCGAACUAAAACAGAAUCUCAAUUAUUCUGCUGGUGUCUUCCUCACAACAUUCUUUGCUCCUACAGACGCCGCAUUUGCUAAAGGUAGCUCUGAACUAGGCAUCGACCUCGUAUCCUGUCUCGCCGAUCCCGAGAACAACAACAUUCUACAAACAUUCCUCAAAUACCACAUGGUCCGUGGUGCUUUUUAUUCCUCCAUGCUCUCGUUUCAAACAUCACUCAAGACUGAAGUAUGCAACAACAUUCCUCUUCCUCCUCCUAAAACGCUAUCUGAUGAGCCACUGCCUAUAAUCAACUGUCAUCUCAAUGUGUUGUUUACAGACAGUGGCAUUAGUGUUGGGAUGACUGGGAGUAUUAUCAAUCAGGCUGAUAUACCAGCUAGUAAUGGAGUCAUUCAUGCUGUCUCUUUGCCCCUCGUUCCGCCUACAAUUGACCUAAAAGAAACAUGCAAAAAUCAUAUGAUGGCUCAUAAUUGAUUCCUUUUUGUUUUUGAAUGGUUUUUUUGUCAUUUA
Messenger RNA from Amphimedon queenslandica, 1443 nucleotides. RefSeq lists its product as uncharacterized. NCBI's taxonomy places the organism in Eukaryota, Metazoa, Porifera, Demospongiae, Haplosclerida, Niphatidae. Gene Ontology annotation, cellular component: extracellular matrix. Bases 25 to 1407 code for a protein of 460 amino acids. The transcript is spliced from 5 exons. The record is from RefSeq and is a predicted model, not a curated record. Gene Ontology annotation, molecular function: cell adhesion molecule binding. Gene Ontology annotation, biological process: extracellular matrix organization; cell adhesion.